Anolis carolinensis (green anole) is the source of this 8895-nucleotide messenger RNA. RefSeq names its product phosphatidylinositol glycan anchor biosynthesis class G (EMM blood group) (gene pigg). Bases 69 to 3026 code for a protein of 985 amino acids. Gene Ontology annotation, cellular component: endoplasmic reticulum membrane. NCBI's taxonomy places the organism in Eukaryota, Metazoa, Chordata, Lepidosauria, Squamata, Anolidae. Gene Ontology annotation, biological process: GPI anchor biosynthetic process. The record is from RefSeq and is a predicted model, not a curated record. The transcript is spliced from 13 exons.
GUGGGCUGAGGAGGGAGCGGCGGGAGUGCAGGUGCCGGCGGUGUCGGGGCGAGAGAGAGAGAGGGAGGAUGCGGCUGCGCUCGGCGGCUUUGGCGGCGUCGUGCCUCCUGGUGCAGGCGCUGGGGGCCGGCCUCUUCCUCAGAGGCUUCUUCCCGGCGCCGGUCAGGUUGCGCCCCCGCCGCGGGGCGGCUCCUAUUCCUCCUCCGGAGCCGCCGGCCUCAGGAUCAUUUUCCAACUGGACCAAGCUUCCAUCUCCUCUCUUCAAAAGGACAGUCAUAGUGCUAAUUGAUGCCCUGCGGGAUGACUUUGUUUUUGGUUCAAAAGGGGAACAAUUCAUGCCCUAUACAACGCAGCUGAUCGAAAAAGGAACAUCUCAUAGUUUUGUUGCAGAAGCUAAGCCACCUACAGUCACUAUGCCUCGAAUCAAAGCAUUAACCACUGGCAACAUCCCAGGCUUCAUUGAUGUCAUCAUGAACCUCAAUUCUCCUGCCUUGCUGGAGGACAACUUGAUCUGGCAAGCCAAAGCAGCUGGGAAACGGAUCAUCUUUUAUGGCGAUGACACUUGGGUUAGACUGUUUCCAAAGCAGUUUGCAGAGUAUGAUGGAACUACAUCCUUUUUUGUCUCUGACUACACUGAGGUUGACAACAAUGUAACCAGACAUUUGGAUAAAGUGCUGAAAAGAGAAGACUGGGACUUACUCAUCCUUCACUACUUAGGACUGGACCAUAUUGGCCACCUCAGUGGACCAAACAGCAUUUUAAUAGGACCCAAACUUUCUGAAAUGGAUAGCAUCAUCAAGAAGAUUCAUACUUCUCUCCUCUCCAAGGAGGAAGGAGAAAAGGCUCUGCCCCCAUUACUGGUUGUGUGUGGUGACCACGGGAUGUCUGAAACAGGGAGCCAUGGAGGUUCCUCAGAGGGAGAAGUGCGGACACCCCUGCUCUUGAUCAGCUCUGCUUUCAACAAAAGAAGUGGUCCCCAGAAACCCCCAGAACUUGUUCAGCAGACUGACUUAGCUGUUACACUGGCACUAGGUCUUGGCUUGCCAAUUUCAAGGAACAGCAUUGGGAAGCUGUUGCUGCCUGUUGUACAACAGAAGACAAUGAGAGAACAGCUACGGUACUUGCAUUUAAAUGGAUUCCAGCUCAGCAGACUUCUCCAAGAGAAUGUGCCAGCGUAUGAAAAAGAUCCUGGAUUUGAACAGUUUAAGAUGGCAGAGAAAUCUCAUGGAAAUUGGAUCAAACUUUAUUUGGAGGGAAAUACUUCAGAAACUCUCAUAAACCUUGGCAAAAAGGUCAUUAAGCAGUAUUUGGAGGCCCUCAAGACCCUGAGCUCUUCUCUAAGCAAGCAAAUGGCGCAAUAUGACAUGUAUUCAAUGAUAGUGGGAACAGUGAUUGUUCUGGAGGUGUUGCUCUUGCUCUUGUUGAGCACCCCAAAAGCUCUGAGUAGCAAGGCACAACUUGAGGUCCCCCUCUCUCCAUUGUGUUCUCUUCUCUUCUACCUGUUGUGCCUGAUGCUCUGUGCCAUUCAUGUAGUGGUUUGUACUUCGAUGGAAAGCUCGUGCUAUUUCUGUAGCCUCUCGUGGCUAACAGCCAUUGGAGUCAUAAUGCUGGUUUCAGGGCUGCUGUGUGUCAUCCUGUCUGCUGUGGAAAAUGGAUUUGUGAAUCCAAAACAACCAACAAAGAAUCCAGCUGCCUCUACUUCCAGCUGGUCUGAAUUUGAUGUACUCAUUCUGGCAGGCACUGUUGGCCAUGUGUCAAGUCUGGGUGCUAGCAGCUUUGUUGAAGAAGAGCACCAAACAUGGUACUUCCUUGUCAAUACCCUCUGCCUUGCCCUGUGUCAGGAGAUCUGCAGGCACUACUUCUUGGCCAAAGAAUGUGAUCUUCAGCUGCUUUCUGCAGCAAAACCUGGUACAGAGGAAACAAAGGGAGUGUCUUGCCACCACAGGAAGGAUGUUAGCCUCUUCCAAGAUGAUUUGAAAAUGGUCUCUACCACCAAAGACAUAAGUGAUUCUGGGAAGUGGAUGGCAUUAGCCACUCCAUGGGUCAUUCUUAUUUGCUGCCGACUGCUUCGAUCAUUGAAUCAGACUGGAGUUCAGUGGGCACACAGGCCAGAUUUGGGACACUGGUUGACAAGUUCUGAACAUAAAGCUGAACUUUCUCUUCUGGCAGCUGUAUCCCUCGUUAUGAUCUUUAUUCUUGUUCAGCGGAGAUGUUCUCUGGUUUCGAAAAUAGCAAUGGCACUCGGACUCUUGGGAGUGUACAGUUACCGGGCAGCCAUUGGAAAUGUGGAAUUUCCAUGGCAACGAGACAGCAAAGAUAUUUCAAAAGGCAUAAUUGAAGCACGGUUCGUUUACAUCUUCGUUCUUGGCAUCAUCUUCACAGGCACCAAAGACUUGCUCAAAUCUCAGGUUCUUUCUGCGGACACAAAAACCAAGUUUACUGGUUUGUGGGAAAUAUACAGUGGGCUGGUGUUGCUUGCAGCACUCCUGUUGAGGCCUCACAACUUGCCAGUUUUAGUCUUUUGUCUGCUCUUCCAAGCCAUGAUGAUGAAGUAUGUUUGGAAGCCACUGGAGUUUGAUGCUGCUCAAGUUACUAUAAUGCACUAUUGGUUUGGUCAAGCUUUCUUCUUUUUUCAGGGUAAUUCAAACAGCAUUGCCUCUGUAGACGUUUCAGCUGGUUUUGUUGGGCUCGAGAACUAUGUAGAAAUUCCAGCAAUCUUCCUAACAGGAUUUGCAACGUACUCAGGACCUUUGCUGUGGGCCAUUCAUUUGCUGUGCUAUUUGAGUUCUGAAGUUCACAGGAAUCCUGCUGCAGUGGGCCACGGCUGUUUCUGCUAUGCGCUGCUGCGCUCCAUCCCGGUUGCGGUGUACAUAAUCUUGGUGACAGCUUUGAGGUACCAUCUCUUCAUCUGGAGCGUCUUUUCACCAAAGCUCCUCUAUGAAGGGGUCCAUGUUCUCAUCACAGCCGGUGUGUGCGUCUUCUUCACAGCAAUGGAUCAGAACCACUUGCGCAGAGUCCAAGACUAAAAAUGCAGCCGUUGGGUGGAAUCUGACAUCAUGCACAGAAAGCAACUGACUCUUUACUGUGGCUUGUGGAUUCUUGCCUUUCAGAUUACCCAGCAGACUUUAAAGAUCAAUCUAUUUUUAGCGAACAUGUUUUAUAAAUCAGCUGUGCUGCAACAAGUCUAUCCCGAAGUGCUGUUGCAGAGAUAAUGGGAGUGAUCUUUCAAACUCUAAUUAAAAGACUGAAUGGCUUGGAAGAUUGUAUGCUCCCCAUCCCUUCCUGGACCAGAUCUCGUGACCCCACAGUUCAACAUUACAUCUGCAUUGAUCUUAAAUACAGUGAAGAUUCUUUCAUUAAAUAGGAUUCUUAAAUCAGAGCCCGAAGCUGGUUAAACUGAUUAUGUUGGAAAAUGGCUCAUGUUAAUUAUGAUUAAUAUGCACACUGAAUGCUUAAAAGUGGUUAAGGUAGGCGGGAAAAAAUUGGCAAUGGAAGGGAGAGAAAUUGUAACCCACGCCCAAUCUUUUAAUUGCAAUUGAGAGAUCACCUCUGUUGUAUCUUCAAUCCCAAAUUGAUCUAGCUUUGGGAAGGAGCAACCCAAAGAAGUUCUUACCCUUUGUAUUGCUCUUUAUUGCUGUUAUUUUUCAAAAUCCAAAGAGAAUUUCUUAGAUGCUCAGUGAUUUCUGAUUGCAGGAUAGGGGGACUUCUCUCUGUCACCAGGGUUAUAUUUUAUUUCAUGAUGGUUCCCCAGUUCUCACUUCCUAGAUGGGAGUUGUUACUUUAGCAAGUACGAGUUUUCUGUCCUCAAUGACUUCAGCGGAAAGCUUGUGGUCAGUGCUCAAGAAUUUAAAACUGUGAAUUGCUAUCCCUCUUGGCUUUUUGUUGUGUGAUGAUUAAAGACGUCAGAGAUGAAAUACUACUGGUUAAUAUAACACAUAGAAGUGCCAGUUUCUUGGGCAAAGUCAGGAAUAUUUUUCUUGGGCAAAGUCAGGAAUAUCUAGUCAACCCCUCUGCUUCCCAAAUCAUCCACCGCAAGGUCAGACCUUGUGAGAAUACUUUCCCAUACUCUAGGAUACAAUCUUCCCCUUUCUAUAGAUGCCUGCCCUCUUUUGAUAUUCUCCGAACAUGUUGCCACACAAUAUGACCAGAUGUUGUAAACUGGAGAUUACAUAUAUUAAAAAUGUAAUAUAAUGUACACAUAGCAGUUAUCUGAACGUAGCUUACAGAGUUUCCUGUCAUUUGCUUUGAUUAUUUUGUUUCUGCAAACAGCAGUCAAAGAAUAUGAAAGAGCUUAAACAGCUGUCAUAUCUGAAAAACUUAAAAAUUCCGUAUGAGCAAUAAUGGCACAUUUUGGAACUUCAACCAACCAAUACCAUUAUUUUUGAUAGAUGGAUCCUGGCAUGGAAAUGUUGCAUAUGUAAUGAUGUGAGUUACUUUCUAUCAGAGAUUGUCAGCACAUAGAGAGCUGACAGCAAGAUUCGUGUAAAAUAAGAAAUGCAAAGUGUAUGUUUUUAAAUAUAUAUAUUUAUAUACUUUGUCUGGUAACUGUAAUUCUCUUGAAUGAAAAAUUAUUUUCCUAUAUGCUGUUAAGAUACAGAUUAAGUAUCCCAUAUCCAAACCUCCCGAGAUCAGAAGUGUUUGGGUUUUUUUUUUAAUUCUUUGAGUUUGGAAUACCUGAGUUUGCAUAUAUGUCCAUAAUAAGAUAUCUUGGAGAUAGUACGUCUAAACACGAAAUUUAUUUAUGUUUCAUAGACCACUCUAUGUCCCCUGGGGGAGAAGAGCAGUAUAUAAAUAAAAUAAAUACAUAAAUACAUAGCCUGGAGACAAUUUUACAUAGUACUGUAAAUAUUUUUGUGUAUGGAACAAAGCUUGUGUACACUAAACUAUCAGCAAAAAAUUGUCUCGCUCAGCUACUUGUGUAGACAAUUAUGGAGUACUUUGGAUUUUGGAAUUUCAGAUAAGGGAUGCUCAACUUGUACGACUUUCCUCUAAGAAUUUAAUUUAUGUGAUAUAAAUGGAAACAGGUCUUGCGUUUUCCUCAUUUUUGUAAUGUUUAGACUAGCAUUUACUGCUUUUAUUGAUCUGCUCCAGUCCGGUAGUCCAUUUUCCAAUGGAGACAUAAAAAGCUCUCUUAACAGCUAAACACACAGUGCUCUGUCUUAUACUUUAUAUGCUGUCUGGUGCUGGUGGCCUUUGGUUUGUGAAUCUAAGUUAGAAAACUAGUUUUUACAUUGAUUGCAUUUUUCAAACAGUGUCUAACCAUGUCCUCUAUAAUUUCAAGUUUGCUCAUGCUCCAACAACUAUCAGAUCAAAAUGUAGUCAUGUGGAAUAUCUGGCCCUCCAGAUGUUUUGAGUCACUACUUCCCAAAUCCCUUCUGAUUGGCUGUGCUACUCGGGGCUUCAGAGAGUUGAAGUCCAAGACAACUGGAGGAACAAAGAUUCCCUACCCUUGCCUUCCAGGAAUAGUCUUUGCUCCUCCAGUGUGGAAGUAGAAGGAAAAUGCUGUAAGCAUUUGCGAUUUACAGGCUUCUUUUAUUCAUCUCUACAGUGUUACAAACAAGGGAUACGAAAGGCCUAAUAAUGGCUUUGAUGUAGCAUUUGCAGCUGUAAAUCUCAUUGUCUUGAGCUACACAGUUUGAAAAACACUUUUUAUUGAACGCUAUUGGAAGGGUGAACAGCGGCUGAGCAAAUAACGGGGCUUUGGCAAACUUCAGUUGAUAUUUUUCUUGCUUGGAAAGCCUCUUGUUUCUUGUAUUUCUAGGGUAAUGUAAACCAAACUGUUUGCAUGCAGAGUUCAUUAAGGUGAUUAGUUAUUUGGGUGAGUAGCCCUCUGGAAGAAGGUAAGCCUAGAGCAGGAGUGUCAAACCCAUUUUCACUGAGGGCCACAUCAACGUGUGGUUGCCUUCAAAGGGCUGUCGGUAAGACUGUAUAAAUAACUACAUUGUCCUGGCAUUAAAAACUUCGUAGGCCACAUAAAAUGAUGUGAUGAGCUGGAUUUGGCCAUGCCUUUGACUCUUGUGACCUAGAGCAAUGGCUUGUACACAGUUGCAGAAAGGAUGGGAAUGCUGCUGACCAUGGUUCCAACCUUUCCUGAAGCUAAAGGGAAAUAAAAUUGCUCAAGGCAAGAGCAAUAGGUCAGGCAUUGUGUCCUCAGGCAUCACCUGAAUGCCUCACCAUUGUCAACAGCUUCUGUCUAUCCUCCUAUGUCUCAUUCUCCACAAGCACAGACCCCGUGCUGAGAAUCCCUCCAACUUUAAAUUCCUCCCUAUGCCAAGGAGCAGCAUUUCUAUUUGCAUUCACUCUCAAUGGAUUAUAGUGCCCCUCAUGCUGUUGCUGAACUUUAGAGUUCGGUGAAAGGGCCCAAAAAGCAGAACCGUGAAAGUUACUUUUUAUUUCAUUCUUUUCCUUGUUGCAGUUCCAACGAGGCGUACAUUAUUUUUACUCAUUGCAUUACUUACAGAAUUACUCGUCAAGCUGUCGGUUAUUCACCUUUUUGGGGAGAUAGUGAGAUGGAAAAAAUCCUUAAGAUCGAUAAAUGCCUCUGUAAAUGUUCUCUGAAGCAUAAUGAAAAGCAAUUGCUCGUCAUAUUCUCUCAUCCCAUAACACCAUCCCCUCCUGGUAUUUUUUACUUUUGAAAUAUAGCUGUAUUGUGCUCUUGUUAUUUCCCUGUAACUACUCCAAAGCUUAGAGAGAGCACUUGCUGAGCGAAGAAACAGCAGGAAGGUUAUCUAAGGCCCUCAGGAGGUUAAGUGUUGUUUUUUCAAAUCUAUUUAUUACAGCACGCUAGUGUGCCCCUGCAUAAGGUUUAGGAAUUAGCUGUCCUGGGGCAGAUGAUUGCUUGGGUCUUUUUAAAAGAAGAACAUAGAUGGUAAAGAAAGCACUUAGUCAUACCACUUGUAAAUAAAUUUUGUGCUUCUCGUAAUCCUUCUGGAAUGCAUGUGUGUGCAUUCACAUGGCCUUCUGUAUAUCAUACAUCUGGUUUGUGCUUUGAAAUGAUUUCUGACUUAAGGCAAGCUUGUUAUGGAGUUUUCUUGCCAGGAUUUGUUCAGAGGAGGUUUGCCAUCACUUGUCUCUGAGGCCGAGAGAGUGAGACUUGCUAUGUCUGAAUGGGAAUUCAUACCCUGGUCUCCUGACCAACAUUCAAACCACUACAACUCAAUCUACAAGGAAAAUCACAUUCAAAGCACCCCUGAACUUGCGGACCAAAAGGUGCCAGGUUCAAAUCCCGGGAGCGGAAUGAGCGCCCGCUGUUAGCCCCAGCUCCUGCCAACCUAGCAGUUUGAAAACAUGCCAACGUGAGUAGAUCAAUAGGUACCGCUCCGGUGGGAAGGUAACGGCGCUCCAUGCAGUCGUGCCGGCCACAUGACCUUGGAGGUGUCUACGGACAAUACCGGCUCUUCGGCUUAGAAAUGGAGAUGAGCACCAACCCCCAGAGUUGGUCACGACUGGACUUAACGUCAGGGGAAAACCUUUACCUAUGAUCCUAAAGCAAACAUGGGCCGUAGAUGAUAAUAAUAAGAAUAAGAAUAAAAACUUUAUUUAUACCCCGCCACCAUCUCCCCAACGGGGACUCGGGGCGGCUUACAUGGGGCCAUGCCCAGAGCAAUACAAUAUAAUAGAAUAUAAAAGAACAACAAAUCAUAACACAUUGAACAAUACAAUAAAUGAAAAUAUACAUUACAACGCAAAAUCAGAAGAACAAUAAAAACAAGGGUGGGCCACAUGAACACUUAAGUUAAAACUCGGGGUGAGAAAGAAAUAAGAAUAAAAACCACAAAGAACAGGGUCAUAAAAUAGUGGUGCAAUCUAGAGGAUAGAUAUUGGAGGAGAGCAACAGAGAAGAUGUAUGUAGUAAUUACUCUCCAAAAGCACAACGGAAGAGCCAUGUUUUCAGGUCUUUCUUAAAGGCUACUAAUGUGGGGGCUUGCCUAAUCUCUUUAGAUACCCUAAAGACACCAGAUCCAAUAGGAUCUUUCAAGAUACGCAGGGCCAGCUCUAGUUAACACAGUCUCACUCGGAUAUGAGACAGCAAAAUGGUAAGGGGUACUAUGUCAUCCCUGAAAAUUUCUAUUUCUUUUGCUGUUCAAAAAAGACACCAUGCAGAAAUCAUACUCCCAUUAGCAUUAACCUAUGCCAGAUUAAGCAGGCUGGGAUUAGUUAGUGCUAAACACAGGUCUGAUAUGAACCAUAAAUCUACAACGGGAUCCUAUUUCACAAGCCAUUCCCAUUCCAAGAGGACAGGUGGAAUCUCCUUUCCUAUAGUUUGAAGCCAUUGUUCCGCGUCCUUGUCUCCAGGGCAGCAGAAAACAAGCUUGCUCCCUCCUCCCUAUGACUUCCUCUCACAUAUUUAUACUUGGCCCUCGUCAUCUAUCCUCUCAGCCUUCUCUUCUGCAGGCUAAACAUGCCCAGCAAUUUAAGCCACUCUUCAUAGGGCUUGUUCUCCAGACCUCUGAUCAUAUUAGUUGCCGUCCUCUGGACACAUUCCAGCUUGUCAACAUCUCCCUUAAAUUGCAGCACACAGAAUUGGACACAGUAUUCCAGGUGUGGUCUGACCAAGGCAGACUACAGGGAUAGCAUGACUCCCCUGGAUCUAGACACUAGACUCCUAUUUGUGCAAGCCAAAAUCCUAUUGGCUUUUUUAGCUGCCGCAUUGCAUUGUUGGCUCAUGUUUAACUUGUUGCCCACGAGGACUCCCAAGAUCUUUCUCACACGUACUGCUGUCGAGCCAGGCACACUGCUUUCUGUUCUUUGCACAAUUUUAACUUGUGAAUUUUAACCUACAUUAUACCUGUGUGUAUGUUAUUUGUAUUUUAAUAGUGUUUGGUUCUACUUCACUGUAUUGGCUAUGUUGUACCUUGUAGAGGUGAGUAAUAAAUAUUAUUAUUAUUAUUAUUA